UAAGCAAAGCUUAAGCUUAAGCUAAAGCCGAGCAUUCACCCUGUCGUCGUCAUCAUCAUCAUCAUCAUCGUCCACUACAUUCAUCCGGAGGAAUAAUAAAGCAGAGGGCAGUCGAAGUGGCUGAAGGAAAAGCCCUUCCUUUUUUCCUUCCUGUUCUUCUGCUUUUGUGUCUUGGAGUUGGAGAAUAUAUGCUCUUUUGCUCUUUCUACUGUUUGUUUUGAUUGUUUCUCGGGAAAAUUCAAGUCAAUAACAAGUGGGGUUGCUCUUUUUUGCUCGGAAAUAACGUAAUCUUAGCCCUGAAGAGUUCAAACUCAAUACGAUGGUUGGUAUUUUCUCCAGAUUUUCCGUCAGUCGAAGCGGCCAUCGACGAUCACAGAGCACCGUCGAUGAGAGGGAAGUGUUGCCUCCUGCUUCUGAUUCUGCCGCUACUGUAUCCACUACCAUACCGGCUGUCAGUCAUGGGAUCGAAGUGGCAACAGAAUUCAAACCGGUCGAACACCCUAUUGAGCCUCUGGAUAACGAUCAACCGAUCCAGUGCCCACUACCCGAGCCGUCGAUUCUUAAUGACGGGAGAAUUUGGAAGGAAAGAGUGUCGGCCUCAAUGAGGAGACGAGGUGAUUUGCCAGUUGUGAAAGACGGGUCAGCAGUAGAAUCUGGCGGUUCUGGAACAAAGCCUCCCCGCCUGAUCUUGCCAUCGCUGAGUGCCCCCGAGCACAACUUGCUGAAUCUCCUCGAGGAAUGCAACUCGGCCGGUAUCUAAGAACCCCUAGAUUCAGUUUCCCGGGUCAAUAGUUUUAUAAAAAGAUUCAUCGCUACAAUACGAGCUCCCUACCUACUCCUUGAUGUCUGAUUUCACGACCCUUUUUGUCAAGUCCCCUCUUUUAUGAUUGUGUGUGCAUGAACAGAUCAAAACCCUUGUGAAUCAUGAUCAAGCUCUAUGAUCUUUGUAGAUCUUCCAUCCAAUAUUCUAUAAUGAAAAAAGGGUUCAUCAAUCUUCAUUUUC
Molecule: messenger RNA, 1003 nt
Organism: Tarenaya hassleriana
Lineage: Eukaryota; Viridiplantae; Streptophyta; Magnoliopsida; Brassicales; Cleomaceae
Exons: 3
Coding region: 320-760 (146 amino acids)
Source: RefSeq, a predicted model, not a curated record